AUGAAGUAUUGUCACGAAUACUUCCCUUUCAAAGGGAAGAUUAGAUACACUGAUCGUUUGGAGAGCACAGACGGGGCUUACUAUCUCAAAACGUCAACGGACAAUAGUCUGUGUGCUAAAGGCAGCGAAGAUUGGGCCUUUAAAUUGUUCAGCUUUCAGAAGAGGCUUGAAAAUGAGAUCAAAGCAUUGGAAUUCUUGGCAACGGAAAACAAAAUUCCAGCACCAGAAAUUAUUUCAAAGUGUGAUACAGGGGACCACUGCUGCUUAGCAACGAAAGAAAUCAAAGGUGUUGAGAUCCAUCAACUUGAACACAAAGAGGAUAUUCGAGCAGUAUGUGCAGAAGUUGGAGAAAUCUACGAUCGAAUGAAGUCUUUGCUUCGCCCGAAAGCAGAAUCCUUCUCUGGAGAGCUGUGCUUGUUUGCAAGCGCGGGUCAAUUCUUGCAUCAUAACAAAGUGAAGCAGUUCGCACCUUCUGAGGAAGAUGUUUAUCCUCUUUGCCAUGGUGAUUUGUAUCAAAGCAAUAUCAUCGUGGAUCCUACAACAGCAAGGGUGAAAGGAAUCAUCGAUUGGGAGUUUGCAGGUUUUUAUCCAUUAGCGUUAGACCCUCCAAGAUUCUGUUUCGAGAUUGACCACCGCGAGGGUGCAAAUAAGAAGUUAAUGCGUGAAAGUGCAAGCUGGAGUUCUCAAAGCCAUCAUGACUUUGGAGAAGAAAUUCAAGCGUUCCUUUCCAACGUCAAGAAAGGAGUCUACUAUCCAUCCGGUUCAGCAAAUACAAUUUAACGUUCCGAGAUACAUAUUAAUGAAGAACUCUUAUUUUUCAAUUUCAUUUCAGUUUAAUCAUACAAACGAUCGUAAUUACCUCUAUUGAAAUCUUGAAGUGGAUAAUAACGUGCUCUUACCGUAUUUCCAGCAAAGAAUCUGCCGUCUAACCCUUUUAAACAUUUCCAAGCGGCCGCGAUCCC
This is a messenger RNA of Meira miltonrushii, 962 nucleotides long. Its product is annotated as kinase-like protein. The record is from RefSeq and is a predicted model, not a curated record. The coding region runs from base 1 to 780 and encodes 259 amino acids. The transcript has a single exon. Lineage: Eukaryota; Fungi; Basidiomycota; Exobasidiomycetes; Exobasidiales; Brachybasidiaceae.